GAUUUGAAAGGCAGCGGCGCGGCUAGUUUGAAAGCCCAAAGCUGCUGUUUUCCCCCGGACUGCUGAGUCCAGUGAGAGCGGCGCAGGAGUUACAGCCUUGGGAGCAAAAUGGAUGAUUAUGUGAAGAUUGAGAAAAUUGGAGAGGGUACCUAUGGGGUGGUUUACAAGGGUCGGCACAAGACCACUGGGCAGGUGGUGGCCAUGAAAAAGAUCAGACUGGAGAGUGAGGAAGAGGGAGUUCCCAGCACAGCUGUCAGGGAGAUCUCCCUGCUCAAAGAGCUCCAGCAUCCCAACGUGGUUUGCCUUCUGGAUGUCCUCAUGCAAGAGUCAAGGCUUUACCUCAUCUUUGAGUUUCUUUCAAUGGACUUAAAGAAAUACCUGGACUCUAUACCUUCUGGUCAGUACAUGGACGCGAUGCUGGUUAAGAGCUACCUGUAUCAGAUUUUGCAAGGAAUACUCUUUUGCCACUGUAGAAGAGUCCUUCACAGAGACCUGAAACCUCAGAACUUGUUAAUAGACAAUAAAGGAGUAAUAAAGCUGGCUGAUUUUGGGCUUGCCAGAGCCUUUGGGAUUCCGGUGCGAGUUUACACUCAUGAGGUCGUGACACUGUGGUACAGAGCACCUGAAGUGUUGCUUGGAGCUUCCCGGUACUCUACCCCAGUAGAUAUGUGGAGUAUUGGGACGAUAUUUGCUGAGCUGGCCACAAAAAAACCUCUGUUCCAUGGAGACUCUGAAAUUGAUCAACUCUUCAGAAUCUUCAGGACUCUUGGGACUCCCAAUAACGAUGUGUGGCCAGAUGUGGAGUCGUUGCCAGAUUACAAGAACACAUUCCCAAAGUGGAAAGCGGGCAGUCUUUCUGCAAUGGUGAAAAAUCUAGACGAAAAUGGCCUUAAUUUGUUAUCGAAAAUGCUGAUUUACGAUCCCCCAAAGAGGAUUUCGGCAAGGCAGGCACUUGCCCAUCCUUACUUUGAUGACCUUGACAAAUCCAGCCUUCCAGCCAACACCAUCAAGUACUGAGAGACCCCCCUUACAAAGACUGUCCUCAAUGUUAUUGUCAACAAAUUAUUGUGGAUUUCUGUCAUUGUCUAUAUAAGUGUUUUGUUUGCGCCAAUUUUCCACUAAUUUGUGUUGUGGAGUUUUCCUUUGUCUUGAAUUUUAUAACUUUUUUUUUUCUGUAAAUGUUUUGUAUAGAUCAAAUUUAAUCUCUAUACAUGUCCAUAUACUGCUUUUUCAGCAGUGAUUAUAUAUAGUUUCAAUAAUAAAGUGCACUUUUGCAAAUCUG
Lepisosteus oculatus (spotted gar) is the source of this 1282-nucleotide messenger RNA. RefSeq names its product cyclin dependent kinase 1 (gene cdk1). The record is from RefSeq and is a predicted model, not a curated record. Gene Ontology annotation, molecular function: ATP binding; cyclin-dependent protein serine/threonine kinase activity. NCBI's taxonomy places the organism in Eukaryota, Metazoa, Chordata, Actinopteri, Semionotiformes, Lepisosteidae. Gene Ontology annotation, cellular component: nucleus. Gene Ontology annotation, biological process: mitotic G2 DNA damage checkpoint signaling; protein phosphorylation; G2/M transition of mitotic cell cycle.